CUCUCAAAUGGCAGAGCCUCACUCCACCACCACCGCCUCUCACCCUCCUCAAUCCUCCCAAACCCUAACCCCCAAUUUUUCUCACUCUCCCUCUCCUCUCCGCCGUGAAAUCGACCCUCCUGAACCCGCCGAAGACGAUGAGCCGCUCUGUAUUCCCGGUUCGAAACUCGUCCGAACCGGGUUCGCACACUCCGAUUGCUCCGAGAAUGAGGUUGUGAUGUUUGUGAAUGCUGGAGGGGAGGCUUUGUUGGAAGCUAGUGACGUCGGUUUUCGUGUCGAGGCUGAUAGGUUUUUCCAAGGAGGGAAUGUUAUAAGGACUGAUGAGACCAUUGAAGGGAGUGAUGUGCCGUCCAUUUAUCAGUCUGCACGUUUUGGGGAUUUCGCUUAUCGGUUUGAGAGCCUGUCUCCUGGAGAUUACUGUGUGGAUCUUCAUUUUUCGGAGAUUGUAUACACAAAUGGUCCGAAAGGGAUGAGGGUGUUUGAUGUCUUCUUGCAGGAAGAGAAGGUUAUGUCCGAAGUUGAUGUCUUUUCUCUAGUUGGAGCAAAUAAGGCACUGCAGGCUGUGGACGUCAGGGUGUCUGUAGGGGAGGAUGGGGUACUCAUAAUAAGGUUUGAAGGAGUGAAUGGAAGUCCAAUGGUUAGUGGAAUUCGUAUAAAGCGAGAAAAAUUAGCAGCAUCAGAGAUGAAACAUGGAACUCUUGUGUGUAACAAUUGUGCUGCAGAGUUAGAAAUCUCUUCUGGUCAGGAAAAGUAUAUAAGGAUGCAGUUUAUUUCCAAGUAUGAAAAGAAGAUAGAAGAGCUGAAGACCUGGUUUCAGCUCAAAACAGAUGAAUGUCAUGAAGCGUGGAUGUCACUGACAGCAGCAAACAAACAGCUACAGGAUGUCACCAUGGAACUUGAUAACAAGUUAUAUACAAUUCAUUGUCUAGAUCAAGGGAGGGAAAAAGCUGAAGCCAGCCUCAGAGAUAUAACGGGUCAAUAUGAACAGGAUAAGUGGAUGUGGACUGCACUUGUUGACAAAUUAGAAAAGGAAUUCAAAUUGAUGAAGCAAGAAUAUUAUCAGCUAUUUAGUGAAGUGCACAAGUGUGCUGAUGCAAUUCCAGAGUUGAGCAAUAUGGUAUCUGCAGUUCAAGCAAUGGUCACACAGUGUGAGGAUUUGAAGUUUAAGCUGAGCGAGGAGCAGGGUAAAAGGAAAAUACUUUAUAACCAACUUCAGGAGGCUAAAGGGAACAUCAGGGUGUUUUGUCGGUGUCGCCCAUUAAGGAUAGAAGAGUCAUUGGCUGGGCAUGCAACUGUUGUACAUUUUGAUGCAGCCAAUGAUGGAGAGCUUGGUAUACAUUCAAGUGGCCUUAGUAAGAAAAUAUUCAAAUUUGACCGUGUUUACACACCAGAGGAUGAUCAAGUUGAUGUAUUUGCAGAUGCUUCACCUAUGAUAGUUUCAGUAUUAGAUGGCUACAAUGUUUGUAUCUUUGCAUAUGGUCAAACAGGGACAGGAAAGACAUUCACAAUGGAAGGUCCCGAGUCUAACAGAGGGGUCAACUAUAGGACCUUGGAACAGUUAUUUCUAAAUGCUGAGGAGUGAAAAGAAACCAUCACAUACAGCAUAUCUGUUAGCGUGCUUGAGGUCUAUAAUGAACAAAUCAGAGACUUGCUAGCCACCUCUUCUACAUCGAAAAGGUUGGAGAUGAGGCAAGGUUCUGAAGGCAUUCAUCACAUACCUGGAGUUAUUGAAGCAAAAGUAGACAACAUAAAGGAGGCCUGGAGCAUUUUGCAAGCUGGAAGCAAUGCAAGGGCAACAGGAUCAAACAAUGUGAAUGAACACAGCAGCCGAUCUCAUUGCAUACUUUGCAUAUUGGUAAGAGCAAAGAAUUUGAUGACUGGUGAUUGCACCAUGAGUAAGCUUUGGCUUGUAGACCUUGCUGGCAGUGAGAGGCUGGCAAAAACUGAAGUUCAAGGGGAACGCCUCAAGGAAGCUCAAAACAUCAAUAGAUCUCUAUCGGCUCUUGGUGAUGUCAUCUCUGCUUUGGCAGCGAAGAAAAGUCACAUUCCGUACAGGAAUUCCAAGCUCACACAUUUACUUCAAGACUCCUUGGGUGGAGAUGCUAAAACUCUGAUGUUUGUCCAAAUUAGCCCUUCGGAGCAGGAUCUCAAUGAGACUUUAAGUUCUCUAAACUUUGCAGCACGGGUUCGGGGUGUUGAAUUAGGUCCUGCAAGGAAGCAAGUGGACAUGGGUGAGGUUCAAAAGCUAAGAAACCAGAUUGACAAGCUAAAGCAAGAGUUGAGAUCUAAAGAGGAUGCUUUCAAAAAAUUAGAAGAAAAUUUCCAGAAUCUAGAAGGAAAGGCCAAAGGUGAUUAUCAGAUGUGUAGAAGCCAACAAGAUAAGAUCGUUGAGCUUGAAAAGCAUAUUGCUUUGAAGAUAGAUCUAUCCAGAACACUGGAAAACCAGUUGUUACAAGCAAAUGAAAAGGGAGAAGCCUGCCUGGAUCUUCAGAAAAAGGUCAAAGAGCUUGAGAACAAGCAGAAUGAACGUGAGCAGGCAUAUCCCACAAUUCUUCAAAACAAGGUGAAAGAACUUGAGAACAAGUUAAAAGAAAGAACUCAAGAGCUUGAGCACCACUCAGCAGUUGCUCAAUGGAAGGUUCAGGAACUUGAAGAAAAGUUGGCAAUGAAGGAAAACGACAAAGGGCUCAAAUUGCUUCAACAAAAGGUAAAAGAACUUGAAGAAAAGUUGAGACAGCAAGAACAAGAACAAGCAUCACUAGCAAUUUAUAAUGAAAAGUCAGAAGCCACCCCUAAUCAAAACCCACGCUUGAGACUUGAGACUGUUGGCGAUGUCAAUCCCCUUAGUCAAAGGAGCUUCAGCUAUACUAACCAAAUGACAGACAAUGGGUCUGCCCUGCUCAAAGUUCCUGAAUCGCUUCACCAGAUUAGGAGAAAAAGAGAGUUCCGAAGCAAAGGACAUGAGAACAAUUUCACACUGCCAGCUGCAUUGACUGGUGGGAAAAUGUUUGCAGAUGAAUCAAACAGAGGAAAGUCUGGAACGCAGAAAGCAUUGGCUAGGAUCACGAGAAGUAUAAAACCAGCAUCUACUCAGAAAUCAUUCCUUCACAACAAAAAUGAGAGAGAUCAAGUUCCAGCAGUCAAGUCAAAGAUCUGGUUGAGAUGAAAGAAAAGCUUCAUCCUACUGGUUUGCACUAUCUAGGUGUUUGUCUCAACCUUUUUGUUAGUGAAUGAUUGAGGAAUGCGAUCUGAUUGCCUUGUAGAGAUUAUACAGAGCAUGAUGGCAUUUUAUAACAGGAGCCUUUUUACGCAUCGGGUGCCUUCCAUUUGAGACAAUAGAAUUACAAUGACAUAGUGAAUUUAGUUGCAGAUCCAGCACCAACUUCUUCACAAGUCCUAGAGUAGUUUUCCAGAGAGACAUUUGUAACUCUAGGACUUGCACUAGGACUUGAGAACACAUUUGGAACUUGAACAACUA
This is a messenger RNA of Argentina anserina (silverweed cinquefoil), 3478 nucleotides long. Its product is annotated as kinesin-like protein KIN-14R. Gene Ontology annotation, molecular function: microtubule binding; ATP binding; microtubule motor activity. The record is from RefSeq and is a predicted model, not a curated record. The transcript has 19 exons. NCBI's taxonomy places the organism in Eukaryota, Viridiplantae, Streptophyta, Magnoliopsida, Rosales, Rosaceae. Gene Ontology annotation, cellular component: microtubule cytoskeleton. Gene Ontology annotation, biological process: microtubule-based movement.